Hirundo rustica (Barn swallow) is the source of this 670-nucleotide messenger RNA. RefSeq names its product chromosome transmission fidelity factor 8 (gene CHTF8). The transcript has 3 exons. Bases 4 to 480 code for a protein of 158 amino acids. Gene Ontology annotation, biological process: mitotic sister chromatid cohesion. Gene Ontology annotation, cellular component: Ctf18 RFC-like complex. NCBI's taxonomy places the organism in Eukaryota, Metazoa, Chordata, Aves, Passeriformes, Hirundinidae. The record is from RefSeq and is a predicted model, not a curated record.
GGGAUGGAUCUCGGGAUCUGCGGGCUCAGGACAGGGUCUGUGCAUGGGGUGUCUGUGGGGCCCAGAGGGGAAGGGCCAGGGGUUCCUGUCCCCCACCCUGACUGUGUCUCUGCAGCCCCCGGCAUGGUGCAGAUCGUCGUCUCCAGCGGUGGCACGGGGGCCCUGGCACAGUGGGUGCUGGUGGAGCUGCAGGGCGAGGUGGAGCCCCGGCAGAGCGGGGACCUGACCGGGAGCCUGCUGGGAGACCUGCACUACACCCGUGAGGGCGUCCCCGUGCUCAUCGUGGGUCACCACAUCCUCUAUGGCAAGGUGGUGCAGCUGGAGAAGCCGUUUGCCGUGCUGGUGAAGCAGGGAGGAGCCCCCGAGCCCAGCCCCGCGGGGCCCCACGGCCGCUACACCGUUACUGCCCUCAUCAAAACCAAACUGCUCUUCAAAACCCGCCCCAAGCCCAUCAUCACCCACGUGCCCAAGAAGGUGUGAGGGGAAGGGUGUGGGCUAUGAACUGUGAGCUGCUGCUGCUGCGACGAGCGGCAGGGACUUGGGGAGAUCUGGGACCUCAUCCCUGACCUGCACAGGGGACUCUGGCGCUGCCUGGUCCUGUGCCUGGGUACCCAGAGCCCUUCCUGGGGGUCACAUGUCCCCUCCACACCGACUCUUUUCAGAGAGCAAC